AUGAAUAUUAAUCAAACAAACCAAAGCAAAUUGGUUCAAGAUGACCAGUUGACUCUUGAAACUUACAAAGCUACUGGAUUCAAUGCCGCCAAGGAUGCCACUGAUAAGCUUAGCUAUACCUCUGCCAGAGUGAUGAAGCCGGUCUACAAUGCCUACUCCAAGAGUGAUUUCAUUGUCGCCGGUUGCUGUUCCAGUGCUAGCCAAUACGAUGACCGUUUGGAUGGAAACAAGGAUGUUUCACGUGCCGGUCGUGGAUAUGACUUUACUCUUGUCAAGCCAGAUGCAUAUGACAAGAUUACAGUUGCUGAAGUUGGUAUCUUGGGUGACACUGGAAAGAGAGCGGUCGAAAUCAUCGAAGCUGCCAACCAAUUUGGAGUCACUCUAAAAUGGUCACCAACUUUUACCGAUUCCUAUGGAAGUGUUCUCACCGGAAGAAACGUUGGUUUUAAAAAUAGUGUUGACGACGCUCGUAAUCACUAUGACCAAGCUUCUGCUCAAGGAGUUCUCGGUGGUUUGCGUCUCAUGAAGGAGAAGAAUCCAAACUUGAUACUCUCCAUUGUUGUUGGUGGUUGGUCGAUGUCCCAAGCAUUCCACUAUAUGGCAAUGGAUGCUAACAAUCGUGCUGCUUUUAUCGAUGGUAUCAUGGAUAUCUAUUCUCGUUUCGAAAUGUUGAAUCAUCUCGAUUUGUCAUGGGACUAUCCAUCUUCCCAAGGUGACAGAGCCAACACCUACGAUGACUGUGAUUCUGCCAACUUCAUCCUUUUGAUCUCAGAGCUAAGAAAGAAGUUUGAUUCCAAGAAACGUUCCGAUGUUGUUAUCAAUAUUAAACUUCCAUCGCGUGUCGACUAUUUGAAGAAGAUCGAUGUUCAAGGAUUGAUCAAAGCUGGUGUACACGGUUUAUACGUUGAAUCGUUCCACUUCUUUGGUUCAGGAUAUUCGGAAUCUCUCAUUCACCAAACAAACUUGAACAAGUAUAUGGGUUCCUCUUACUCCAUUGAGGAAGCGGUCGAACAUCUUUUGUCUUUGGACAUUCCAGCCAAGCAGAUAUUCAUUGGAUAUGCCGGAUUCGGUAGAGCUGCAGCCGGUGCAACCAUCGAAAAGGUCAGCCCAUUGUCUGGAUCCUACGACAAGAAUGCCAAUCCAAUUGGAAUGUUCGAGGUUGGUGUCAUUGAAUACGCUGAUAUGAUGUACAACUUCAUGGAUUUCGAGAAUCAAACCGGUAGAAAUGGUUACAUUCUCUACACUGAUACCGUUGCUGAUGCAGACUUUUUGUACAAUCCAACCACAAAGGUGUUCAUCUCGUUCGACACUCCAAGAUCCGUUAGAUCGAAAGCAGAGUAUGUCAAGACAAAUGGACUUGGUGGUCUCUUCACUCAUGCAAUUGACCAAGGUCGUGGACUUUUAGUGAAUGCCGCCAGAGAAGGAUUCGGAUGUCAAACCGAUUACAACAGAGUCAUUGAUAUGACUUCUUUAUAUUUACAGGGUAAAGACACUCUUUAA
Molecule: messenger RNA, 1500 nt
Organism: Heterostelium album PN500
Lineage: Eukaryota; Evosea; Eumycetozoa; Acytosteliales; Acytosteliaceae
Product: glycosyl hydrolase family chitinase
Exons: 1
Coding region: 1-1500 (499 amino acids)
Biological process (GO): carbohydrate metabolic process; chitin catabolic process
Cellular component (GO): extracellular region
Molecular function (GO): chitinase activity; chitin binding
Source: RefSeq, a predicted model, not a curated record